GGACUGAUGUAUCUCCUAACACCCGCCGAUCCUACGUACCAUCACCGCUCUGACUGCUGCUGUUACUUCUGCUUCUGCCAUCACCACCGAGUGGACUGGACUGGACAUGCCCCCCAAGUCCAUCCUCAAGAAGACGCCGACUGUGGCUGCCAAUGCCCCUCCCACAACCGCCGCCGCCGCCAAAACAGUCAACCCGCGCCAUCUCGCAGUCGCCCGCCACCAUGCCUCCGUGCUCGAGGACCGCAAGCGCGUCGAGGCAGAGGUCCUGCAGGCCGUCAUGACGCUGAUGGAUUUCCCCUCGUCGCCAGACGCCGAUGCAAAGCGGCCCACGCCCGCGGACGCCCGCUUCUUCCAGACGGCAGUCAUCUCCUUCCAGCCCGCCGACUACGACGCCCUGAUCGAGGAGCGCAACAUUGCCGACAAGUGCGGCUAUGCCCUGUGCCCCCGCCCCAAGAGCAAGGCUCGCUCAACCGCCAAGAAGCAGUUUGUCGACACAGAGGACGGCGUGCAGAUUGUCGACCGCAAGGUGCUCGAGGUGUGGUGCUCCGAUGACUGCGCGCGCCGGGCCCUCUAUGUCAAAGUCCAGCUGAGCGAGGAGCCCGCCUGGCUGCGGCACGGCGGGUACGGCGACAAGAUUGAACUCAUGGUGGAAAACGAAGAGGAGCACCGUGUUGCCCUGCCCCUACGGCCGAAGCAGCCAGUCGCCUCCACCAAGGAUCAGGAUGAAGCCGACGACGUGGAUGCAGCCUGGGCCGCCCGUGAAAAUGCCAUGGCCGACCUGGCUCUCGAGCGAGGAGAAAAGCCGGGCCAGGUUACCAAGGCGAACAGCGACCUCGUCCAAGACCAGAUCCUCGAGCGGCCUCUGAACAAUGCGCCCCCACAACCGCCCUCGCUUCCCACGCAGACAUCUGACCACACCAUGGCCAUUGAAGGCCACGUUCCGCGCAUCAACAGAAAAGACAAAGAUGACGAUAAAGAUGAAGAUGAAGAUGACCCACAGGACUGGGAAAAGCACCUACCAGGAUGAUUGAACGACCUAAUCGCCUGGUGUUUUUUUUCUCGCCCCCAGCCAUAAACAAACUAGUACUAGGCUUCAAUGCCAGUGCUACAGCCCCGUGCUUGAUCUUUGCCUCUAGCCAUUGACCCACAACACAGCAUACCAUGGAUCUAUAUUUCAUCACUGCCCAUGACGGUAAAAAUUGUGAAUCUGCAUGCUGCUUAGAAGCACACCACAUCUUAGAGACUGCGUGGUAACGACAGGCUUGUCACUUCGAUAUAAUUAUAACAUGACCUUGCUAGCAGUACAAGUCGCACAAGGCUUUAUCGGGGAGAAAUUCAAGUAGUAUGGUAGAUGAUUUUCAUCUGAGAAUCACCAAAUAAUAAUAGUUAGAAAUAGCACACCGUAUAAC
Molecule: messenger RNA, 1409 nt
Organism: Bipolaris sorokiniana ND90Pr
Lineage: Eukaryota; Fungi; Ascomycota; Dothideomycetes; Pleosporales; Pleosporaceae
Exons: 1
Coding region: 107-1027 (306 amino acids)
Cellular component (GO): nucleus; cytoplasm
Molecular function (GO): RNA polymerase II CTD heptapeptide repeat phosphatase activity; RNA polymerase core enzyme binding
Source: RefSeq, a predicted model, not a curated record